Ylistrum balloti is the source of this 672-nucleotide messenger RNA. RefSeq names its product antho-RFamide neuropeptides-like. The transcript has a single exon. NCBI's taxonomy places the organism in Eukaryota, Metazoa, Mollusca, Bivalvia, Pectinida, Pectinidae. The coding region runs from base 1 to 672 and encodes 223 amino acids. The record is from RefSeq and is a predicted model, not a curated record.
AUGCAGGGAAAAAGAGGCAGGGGAGGAAGAGGAGGGCAGGCAGGCAGGAACGGAAAGGCAGGGGAGGCAGAGGAGGGAAGGCAUGGAAAGAGAGGAAGGGGAGGGAAGGCAGGGAAAGAGAGGCAGGGAAGGAAAAGGAGGGCAGGCAGGCAGCCAGGAAAAGAGAGGCAUGGGAGAAAGAGGAAGGCAGGCAGGGAAAGAGAGGCAGAAGAGGAGGGGAGGACAGGCAGGAAAAGAGAGGCAGGGGAGGAAGAGGAGGGAAGGCAUGGAAAGAAAGGAAGGGGAUGGAAGGGCAGUCAGGCAUGGAAAGAGAGGCAGGGGAAGGAAUGGGAUGGCAUACAGGGAAAGAUAGGAAGGGGAGGGCAGGCAGGCAGGGAAGGAGAGGCAGGGGAGGAAGAGGAGGGAAGGCAUGGAAAGAAAGGAAGGGGAUGGAAGGGCAGUCAGGCAUGGAAAGAGAGGCAGGGGAAGGAAUGGGAUGGCAUACAGGGAAAGAUAGGAAGGGGAGGGCAGGCAGGCAGGGAAGGAGAGGCAGGGGAGGAAGAGGAGGGCAGGGCAGGCAGGGAAAGAGAGGCAUUGGAGGAAGGGGAGGAGAGGGAUGGCAGGGAAAGAGAGGCAUGGGAGGAAGGGGAGGGCAGGCUUGGAAAGAGAGGAAGGGGAGGGCAGGGAGGUUAG